Pleuronectes platessa (European plaice) is the source of this 1673-nucleotide messenger RNA. It is a transcript of the gene myd88, whose product is annotated as MYD88 innate immune signal transduction adaptor. Gene Ontology annotation, cellular component: plasma membrane. The record is from RefSeq and is a predicted model, not a curated record. Bases 149 to 1006 code for a protein of 285 amino acids. Gene Ontology annotation, molecular function: Toll-like receptor binding; TIR domain binding. The transcript has 5 exons. Gene Ontology annotation, biological process: defense response to Gram-positive bacterium; positive regulation of canonical NF-kappaB signal transduction; MyD88-dependent toll-like receptor signaling pathway. NCBI's taxonomy places the organism in Eukaryota, Metazoa, Chordata, Actinopteri, Pleuronectiformes, Pleuronectidae.
GCUUUUACGCGCAGGCUGUGCUUGACAUCACUUCCUGGUGCUGUUGUCAGGUAGACCCAGCACCACUGAAGAAACUUUCCUCCUGCCGACGACUAUGACAACUUUUAACUUAUUCUAACUAUCACAACACACCACCGCCACCUCCACCAUGGCCUGUGCGGACUCGGACGUGGACCUGGAGACGGCUCCUCUCACGGCGCUGAACGUGAAGGUGAGGACCCGGCUGGGGCUCUUCCUGAACCCGAGGAACACCGUGGCCCCGGACUGGACGGCGCUGGCGGAGGAGGCCGGCUUCACCUACCUGGAGAUCAAGAACUUCGAGGGGCGUCGGAACCCCACGGCGGUGGUGCUGGACGAGUGGACGGCCCGCGCCACGGACGCCACGGUGGGGAAGCUGCUGGUCAUCCUGGAGAAGCUGGAGAGGAACGACAUCCUGGAGGAUCUGCGCUGCGCCAUCGUGGAGGAUGUCAGGAGGUACCGUGAGAAGGAGGCUGAACGCCCGCUCCAGGUUCCUGAGGUCGACAGCUGCGUCCCUCGCACCCCUGACAGAAUUGGCCUCACCCUGGAGGACGACCCCGACGGUGUGCCCGAGCUGUUUGAUGCCUUCAUCUGCUACUGCCAGAGCGACAUUGAAUUUGUCCACGAGAUGAUCCGUGAGCUGGAGCAGACCGACUGCAAGCUGAAACUGUGUGUGUUCGACAGAGACGUGCUGCCGGGCUCCUGCGUUUGGAGCAUCACGAGUGAACUCAUUGAGAAGAGGUGUAAGAGGAUGGUGGUGGUGAUUUCUGAUGAAUACCUCAACAGUGAUGCCUGUGACUUUCAGACAAAGUUUGCUCUCAGCCUCUGUCCAGGAGCCCAAAGGAAACGACUUAUCCCGGUGCUGUACAAGUCAAUGAAGAAGCCGUUCCCCAGCAUCUUACGCUUCCUCACCGUGUGCGACUACACCCGGCCCUGCACUCAGGCCUGGUUCUGGGUACGACUGGCCAAAGCUCUCGCUCAGCCAUAACCACGGCGAAGGCUGCCGACUGUGUUUGAAUGUGGCUUCUUAUGCCGUCAAAAAGGUUGAUGUCAGACAUUGGUAAAACAUUACAGGUUCAAGUGUGCGCUGCUGCUGCUGCUUGUGAUCCACGUCCUGUCAGCAUGUGAAACCCGCCUGUAAUUUCCUGUGUGCAAAAUAGUUCAUUGCGUCACUCAUGGUGCACGAGGAUAUAAAAUAUCAGCAAAGUUCUCCGAGAGCACAAAGCACACAGCCAUUAUUAUGAUGUUAGAGAUUGUGCCUGCCUGCCACUAAUUUGGAUGUAUGCAAGUUGUAAUGGUGAGGAGGAUGUGUUUAUAUUUAGGGCUGUAUGUUCGAAACACGGUGUAAACUCUCGUGGCCCCGGCCGCUUCCUCUUAUGAGUUAACCUUGAGAUGGGAUUAAAGCAUAAAGAGGAAGACAUGUUGUGAUGUGAUAUUUCCCCCGUGUGCAGUUCCACUGACUCCAGCCUCUCUCUCUCUGCCACUUUCUCCCUCACCGUGAUGCCUUGACUGUUGUACUUUUUUAUAUUGUUCAGAAUCAUAUUAUUGAGAUUUGUUAUAUUUUAUUUAAAAAAAAAUACAUUUAAUGCCACUUUUCAAGGACAUUGGUCAUGAAUGAUUGAAUCAGUGAAUAAAAGCAGAGCAGUUCCUGUGGA